AGAAUUUUAAGAUUAAACUGUAAACUUGUUUAGUUAAAAUCUCUAAUAAACUCUGCUGAGAGGCAGAGACUAAAAGGAUGAUUGGCAUUUCUGUUCUCCAAAGAAAAAAGAAAAGGAAAGUGAUGUACCUUCCAUUUGUUUUAAGCAAAGAAUAAGAGAAAGUUGAUUGCUUUUUCACUUUAAUUUUGCAUUUUCUCUGCUCUGCUCCAAAGCCAGGUUCCUUGCCCUUGUUCAUAGCAAUGAAUCAAUAAAGGUUGCAGAUAGGGAAAGAUAGGAAAGAAGAUGAAAUAUACAAGAUUUCAAUGCUGUAAUUCCUUAGGUAAUAAUACCUAUCAAAAGCAUAUCAUUCAAAUCAGUCAUCUUGGAGAUAUUUUCAACUCUUUGGUUGUCAUCUUUCCUAUAAGAAGAAAAAAUGGUUGAGGCUUUUGUUUCCUCUGCCAUUGAAAGAAUUGUUGAUGUACUUGUUCGUGAAGCAAGUUUACUUUAUGGCGUGCGGGAUGAAGUUCAGCAGUUGCAGACUGAAUUGAACAGGAUUCGGUGCUUCUUGCAAGAUGCAGACAGCAAACAAGAUCAAGAUGAACGUGUUCGCAACUGGGUAGCUGAAAUCAGAGACAUUGCAUAUGAAGCUGAUGAUGUUAUUGACUCCUUUCUUCUUCACAGAGCUCAAACAGGCUCAAGAAGAAGGGUAUGUGGGCUUAUCAAGAGGACUACCUCCAUUUUCAGUGAAGUUCCUGAUCUCCACGAAAUUGGAACCCAGAUCAAAUCCAUCCAAGCUAAGAUUGUGAGUGUCUCUGCAAGUAUGCAGAAUUAUGGCAUCAAACUUGAUGCAGAAGGAGAAGGGUUAAGAUCUAAAAGUGAAAUGCAAAGGCGAUUGAGAAGAUCAUAUCCACAUGAUCAGGAAGAUGAUGUUAUUAGCUUGGGGGUAACCAUCAGGAAUGUGAAAUCUCAAUUAUUGAUGGAGGAAGAGCAACGCAGAGUUGUUUCUUUAGUGGGUAUGGGAGGGUUAGGUAAAACUACCCUCGCUAAAACGAUAUACAAUGAUAUUCAUGUGAGGCAGCAUUUUGAUUGUUUUUCUUGGUCUUUCUUAUCUCAGCAAUUCUCCACAAGGGAUGUUUUGGUUGGUAUUCUGAUGGAAGUUGCAUCUAAGCAGGACAAAUUUGAGUUGGUAAAACUGGAAGAGGAGAAACUUCUUCAAUCGAGGUUGGAGAGGAUAGAACAUGACGUGGAUUCAAUGAAAGUGCAAGAUUUGUCUAAAGAACAAAAGAAACGGAUAAAAGAAGAACAGUUGUCUGAAUCUAUUUUCAAAUCCAUGUUGAAACAAGAGAAAAAGAUAGAGGAAGAACAAUUGUUUAGAUCAAUGAUGCAACAAUUGAAAGUAGAACCCAUGUUUAAUUCAAUGUUGGAAAGGAUGAAAGAAGAAAAACUAGUUGAAACACUUUUCAAAGUGUUAAAGAGUAAGCGAUACUUGGUGGUUCUUGAUGAUAUUUGGAAGAAUGAAGCUUGGGACAGUUUAAAACAUGCUUUUCCUUCAAUGGGCAAGAAAGGGAGCAAAGUUUUAUUAACCACCAGGAACAAAGAAGUUGCUUCUUAUGCAGAUCCAUGGAGCACUCCGGUGGAACCAUCUCUUCUAACAAAUGAUGAGGCCUGGCAACUUCUCAGCAAGAAAGCAUUCCCAAGAGCUAUUCUCAUCCAACAUGGUUGCCCACCAGAACAUGAGAAGCUGGGAAGGGAAAUGGUGAAAAAAUGUAGAGGAUUGCCUUUAGCAGUUGUUGUACUUGGAGGUUUAUUGGCAACAAAGAAGACAUUGAAGGAGUGGGAGGCGGUGCUCAGAAAUAUUAAUGCACAAUUUGUCAAGUGGGAACAAAAUCAUCAGUAUGGAGGAGUAUAUGGCAUAUUAGCUUUGAGCUAUCAUGAUAUGCCUUUCUAUCUAAAACCAUUCUUUCUCUAUUUUUCUCAAUUUCCAGAAGAUUGGGAGAUUCACAAGAGGGUAUUGAUUCGGAUGUGGAUUGCUGAAGGAUUUGUGCCACAAGCAUGGGCAAGAGAAGGAGAAGAAACCAUGGAAGAUGUAGGUGAGCAAUGUCUGGAAGAGCUUGUUGGCAGGUGCAUGAUUCAAGUUAGUCAAAGGGAUCACACUGGAAUAGGCAUCAAAAUAUGUCGUGUUCAUGAUCUGAUGCGAGACAUGUGUAUUCUGAAAGCUAGAGAGGAGAAUUUUCUUGGGGUUUUUGAGCACUACCGCAAGAAUAUUGUGGCACGAAGAAUUGCUAUUCAUCCUAAAAUAUCCCCGGAAUUUGCUGGACAGUGUUCUGUACCAUUGCAGCAAGGCAGUUAUUGGGGCCUUCGUUCUGUUUCCUACUUCCCGGAAGAGCAAAUGUAUUGGUUGACAAAUGAUCAGAGAAACCAUCUCUUCAGAGAGUCUAGAAUGCUCAGAGUAUUGAAUCUUAAGGGUGUUAGUGUUGGAAAUCUACCAAAUGAAAUUGGUGAUCUGAUUCAUUUGAGGUAUCUUGGGUUAAGAAAAACUAAAAUACUAUCUUUGCCUAUGUCCAUAGGUAAGCUGAGGAGACUAUGUACUCUUGAUGUACGAGAUAAUCAUUUAGUCAGGCUGCCUGAAGUACUGUGGAAGCUAGAAGAUUUGAGACAUUUGCUGAUAGACCUGUAUAAUAAUAUUCUGGGGCAUUGCCACAUGGAUACGUUGAGAAACCUGGAGACUUUGAGGUGGGCAGAUUGUCAGAAUCUAGUUCUGAAAAAUGCAAUGCAGAAUUUGACCAAUCUACAAAACUUAGCAAUCAAGUUUGGGAGCCGGAAAGUAAUUGAUAAGGUUAUGAAAUCUCCAAUUUUCUCAACAGGUCGUCUUCGUUCGUUGAAAAUACAGGGAAAGCAAAGCUCAUUUCCAAACUUGGAGCCGCUUUCUCGUUCUCAACGUUUGACGAAGCUAGAGUUGCAUGGAAUUAUACCAGAAGAUCCAGAGUCCUUAGGAUAUCUACCAAGAAGCAUCACCAAGUUAGUUUGGAGCAAUUCUCAGUUAAUGCAAGAUCCCAUGAGUUUUCUGGAGAAGCUGCCUCAUUUAAGGUUUCUAUACUUGGGGGAGGAUUCAUACAAGGGGACUAAAAUGCUCUGCUCUGCACAUGGAUUUCCUCAACUAGAGAUUCUUGAACUUGAAGGGCUUGCAGCGUUACAAGAAUGGGAAAUAAAGGAAGGUGCAUUGCCAUGUCUCAAGAUUUUGCGUCUAGAAAAGCUGGGGAAACUGAAGAUGAUCCCUGAAGGAUUAAAAUAUGUCACUACGCCUAUCACUAAUCUCCAAGAAUUGAAAGUCAUUAAUAUGACAGAAACAUUUGCCAAGAGAAUUAGAGUCAUAAAUGGAGAGGAAGGAGAGGAUUUUGAGAAGGUAAGACACAUACCCUCCAUCUCAACCUGAAACUUCCCAUGACAAUCUACCACUCACCAUGAUUGAUGAAUUGGUAGCUAUUCCUGAAUACUUUGGUUUUUUUUUUUUUUUUGUGACGAAUAAUCAAUAUAGGUAAUGCAAAUUCUUUUAUUGUAAUUCAGUUGUGUUACUUAUCCAAUGUAUGCUCUUCAGAAAACUUUGAUAGACAAAUAAAUGUGUUAAGAAUCAGCUGAGUAAUGCAGAAUUGUAGCAGCCUAAUCUUGUGCUGCUAAAC
Messenger RNA from Manihot esculenta (cassava), 3656 nucleotides. RefSeq names its product putative disease resistance protein At1g50180. The transcript has 2 exons. Bases 413 to 3412 code for a protein of 999 amino acids. The record is from RefSeq and is a predicted model, not a curated record. NCBI's taxonomy places the organism in Eukaryota, Viridiplantae, Streptophyta, Magnoliopsida, Malpighiales, Euphorbiaceae. Gene Ontology annotation, molecular function: ADP binding. Gene Ontology annotation, biological process: defense response to other organism.